Messenger RNA from Andrographis paniculata, 898 nucleotides. RefSeq lists its product as uncharacterized. Bases 202 to 771 code for a protein of 189 amino acids. NCBI's taxonomy places the organism in Eukaryota, Viridiplantae, Streptophyta, Magnoliopsida, Lamiales, Acanthaceae. The record is from RefSeq and is a predicted model, not a curated record. The transcript is spliced from 4 exons.
ACUGGAAGUAUAUAUAAGUACAGAUUCUACGCUACCUCAUCACUUCCUUUUGAUUUGCUGCCUCUAGUCUUCUUCUCUCUCUAUCUCUCUCUUCAUCUUUUACAGAUUCGGAUCUCACCUCACGGUUGACCUAAUUUCGUUUUCAAUUUAUUGUUUACCCGACCGCAGUUUUAGACUGAAUUUGGUGUGUUUUUGGGAGCGAUGGCGUUAACUGUGAAGCAAUCUGGGUUGGCUGUGGCUGUUCUAGGGUUGAUGUCGUUUGUAUUUGGGGUUAUUGCGGAGAAUAAGAAGCCUGCGGCGGGAACCUCCGUGCCGGGAAAGGGCGUCGUGAUCUGCCGAUAUCCGUCCGACCCGACCGUCGCCUACGGAUACCUCUCCGUCGCAUUCCUCAUCGCCUGCACCGUCGCCGGCUGGUUCUCUCUGUUCUACCCCUACAAAGGCAAGUCAAUCCCGCAGGGCGUGCUGUUCCAAAGCCGAACCUUCGCUACCUUCUUCGCCAUCGCCGUGGGCACGACGGGGCUUGCGUUGGCGUUCUUGCUGUGGCCGACGGUGACGGAGCAGCUCCACCACAUGAACAACGUCCACCACGACUUGGAGACGGAUUGCCCGACAGCGAAAACCGGCGUUUUGGGGGGCGGGGCGUUUGUGUCGCUCGAUUCUUGCCUGUUCUGGCUCGUCGCGCUGAUGCUCGCCAACAAUGCCCGCGAGGAUUACUUUGGCGAAACUGGCGACGGGAAGGACAGGGUCGAGGCUUAUGGCAUUGUCGCUUGAUCGAAUGAUUGAUCGCUCGGUGAAAUUGUCUUGUUGGGACAAGGUUAAGCUCCUUCGACAUAAAUAUAUACAAUUUAUGCACUGGAAUAAUGAAUGUAAACUAUAUACUUAUGUCAAAAACCGAAAA